AUGGUGAGACUAAGUCUUGAGGAGGUUGAUAGGGAAAUAGAAAGGGGCAACUACGCCGAGCGGGCCGGGGCCGGCGCGCCGGUCUACCUGGCGGCCGUGCUGGAGUACCUGACGGCCGAGAUCCUGGAGCUGGCGGGCAACGCGGCGCGCGACAACAAGAAGACGCGCAUCAUCCCGCGCCACCUGCAGCUGGCCAUCCGCAACGACGAGGAGCUCAACAAGCUGCUGGGCAAGGUGACGAUCGCGCAGGGCGGCGUCCUGCCCAACAUCCAGGCCGUGCUGCUGCCCAAGAAGACCGAGAGCCACCACAAGGCCAAGGGGAAGUAGUCUAGCGCCUAGUGAAACUGAAAUCUUCUCAGACCAAAAGGCUCUUUUCAGAGCCACCCACUCGUUCUGGGGAAGAACUGAACACUUUUGUAAACCACGUGGCUGUUAAAGCACUCGCAGUGUCUACACGCAUGCAUGACUAGCACUAUUUGUGCUAUGCGCAAUUUACAGACGCUCUGAGGCCACACCCAUGUCUGUUGUGUUUCUAAAGUGAGUUAAAUAUCGAGCCAGCUUGGGGGAAAGCUAUUCAUCCCAAACGUCUGUCUUCAGUGCCCUCGUAAGACCUGCCAAAAACUCACUAGAAGUGCCAUAGUCAUUGAUCAGUGUAAACAGCCAAACUCAGCGCCCGUUGACUACCUACGCGAGUAUCACUCAUCUGUUGCAUCAGCCCUUAAGUGUCAGGUGGCCGCCUCACCGUCUCCUUAGUGAGCCCGUAGCCAGUUCCCUCCCCGGAGCACGCUGCACGAACUGUCUCCUGUCCACGGCCCAGGGCCUUUCUCCCCUGUAUAGUCAUUAAUAGCUUCUUUAAUAAAGCAGUUAUUAAGCUGCAUUACCUCCUGUGAAACUGCCUUACUUUUUAGAGACUAAGAAAUA
Tupaia belangeri chinensis (Chinese tree shrew) is the source of this 921-nucleotide messenger RNA. Its product is annotated as histone H2A type 1. Gene Ontology annotation, cellular component: nucleosome. The transcript is spliced from 2 exons. The record is from RefSeq and is a predicted model, not a curated record. The coding region runs from base 1 to 327 and encodes 108 amino acids. NCBI's taxonomy places the organism in Eukaryota, Metazoa, Chordata, Mammalia, Scandentia, Tupaiidae. Gene Ontology annotation, molecular function: DNA binding; protein heterodimerization activity; structural constituent of chromatin.